GCAUGUAGAGGGGCGGGGCUCAGACUUGACGUGCUCGUACUAGUGAAGCACGUUGACGCUUAGCACGCACGGCUUUCAAGAUGGCGGCGACCAAGGAAGGCGGUGGUGUGGCUGGUUUCAGGAAGGGGCACCUGGGCAUCCCCGAAGCCGUGUUUGUGGAAGAUGUAGAUUCCUUUAUGAAGAAACCUGGCAAUGAGACAGCUGAUGUAGUGCUAAAGAGGCUAGAUGAACAGUACCAGAAAUACAAGUUUAUGGAAUUAAAUCUCUCUCAGAAGAAGAGAAGGCUUAAAAGUCAGAUCCCAGAUAUUAAACAGACACUAGAAAUUUUAAAGCAUAUGCAGAAGAAAAAGAAUACUACUGAACCAAUGGAAACAAGGUUUUUGCUGGCAGAUAAUCUGUAUUGUAAAGCAUCAGUUCCACCAACAGACAAAGUCUGCCUAUGGCUUGGGGCCAAUGUAAUGCUUGAGUAUGAGAUUGAUGAAGCUCAGGCUUUACUAGAAAAGAAUCUGUCUACAGCCACAAGGAAUCUUGAAUCAACAGAAGAGGACCUUGACUUCUUGCGGGACCAGUUCACCACCACUGAAGUCAACAUGGCAAGAGUUUACAACUGGGAUGUAAAGAGAAGAAACAAGGAUGAUCCCUCUAAAAGCAAAGCAUAGCUGAGCCUCUUUUAACUAGACUUAAAAAUUUCCAGACACAGAUUGUUUGUUUGUUUUAGACAAUUCCCAGUUUGUGUGGGCACUUGGGAUGGACAUUACAUUGUGGCCCUGCCUUGGCCCUCCCUGUCACUAUCCCUUAAAACAGACACUUCUCCCCCCCCCCCCCCCUUAUUUAUUCAUCCAUAGUGAAACCUCUUUAAGACCACCCAAAUUGUAUUAAGUGGACUUCUUAAAAGAAAAAGCACUAUGCAUCAUGCAUGCUGGACUAUAGUCAUGAGAAAUCUUGUCUGGAUAAGGGGAUGGUCUUCUGCAGAGGUUUCACUGUAGCCCCAUUACAUGCAUGCCCCUUGGUUUAUGGUAAUUUAACAAUAAGGAUAGGAUAAGAAUUAUAACAGAAAGGAUAAGAAUUAUUGGCUUCUUGUAUGGCCACUUAGUAAAUUAGGUCUGAGUAAUAAUGUAUGUGAUGUUUAGAAAGGUAUCAGCACGUGUUGUGUACUAUACACCUGGAGAGUGUUAAUAAAUCCACUAAGUGCC
Molecule: messenger RNA, 1193 nt
Organism: Hyla sarda
Lineage: Eukaryota; Metazoa; Chordata; Amphibia; Anura; Hylidae
Gene: VBP1
Product: VHL binding protein 1
Exons: 6
Coding region: 81-659 (192 amino acids)
Biological process (GO): tubulin complex assembly; protein folding; microtubule-based process
Cellular component (GO): cytoplasm; prefoldin complex
Molecular function (GO): tubulin binding
Source: RefSeq, a predicted model, not a curated record